Molecule: messenger RNA, 580 nt
Organism: Dermatophagoides farinae (American house dust mite)
Lineage: Eukaryota; Metazoa; Arthropoda; Arachnida; Sarcoptiformes; Pyroglyphidae
Source: RefSeq, a predicted model, not a curated record
GGAUUCUGAAUUUUUCUAUUUAACGAUUGUUUCUCGUGUGAUUUGUUUUUGGACACAGAUUUUUUUGAUUUUUUAAUCCUUACAAUAAUGAUUUCUUCUAAACGUAAACCUUUGAUCACCAUCAAACAACAAAUGGUGGCCAAAGAUGAAAAAAAUGAACAACGACAAGAAGUGGCAACACCGAGUAAAUCAAUGGUGAAAACUAUCAAGCUUAACAACAAUGAGUUGCCAACUUCAAAUAUACCUCGAAAAGAUGGGACAAAAUCAUUGACAAAAUUCAAAACAACGACGGAAAAUUAUUAUGAAAAAAUGUAUAGUAAAACUCCAGCUUGUAAAAGAGAGCUAAAAUUCGCAUGCAAUGUCAAAUACGAUCCUAAAAUGGAAACAGGAAUACCAUUAAUAAAGUCUAAACCAACAACAAAAAUUGUUCCAUUUAAAUUUGCGACUGAUGAACGAUCAACAAAACGACCAAAAUGAAUUUCGAAUUCUGGCACAUUUACUUUUAUGAAAAAAAUUCACAUCAAUCAUAAUUUCUUCUGAAAAAGAGACAAAAAUAAAACAAUUUAUUCAUUAAUAAUAA